GUUUGGCUUAAAGAUAGAAUCCGUCCUGAAGAAAUCGAUCAAAUAAUUUCAGCCAAAAUUCCAGACCCAUUAAUUGAUCAAGAAUUAUUUGAUAUUGUCACCAAACACAUGAUCCAUGGGCCAUGCGGUGCUUUCAACAUGACGUCACCGUGCAUGGAAAAUGGAAAAUGUAAAAAAAACUUCCCAAAGCCGCAUACGAAUGACACGAUCACGGAUAUUGAUGGUUAUCCAAUGUAUCGCCGCAGAAGUACUGAGAAUGGUGGCCACACAUUUACAAUGCGACUGCCGAACUUUCCAAAUCAAUGUUGAGCUUUGCAGUUCUGUUAAAUCAAUUAAGUAUAUUUGUAAAUAUGUAAACAAAGGCAGUGAUUUGGCCAUAUUUGAAGUACAAAACAUAAAUAAAAAUGACGAAAUAGCACGAUACCAAAUGGGCAGAUACAUUAGCAGCAAUGAAGCUAUUUGGCAUAUUCUCAGCUUUCCCAUCCACGAAAGAGAUCCUGCUGUCCAACAUCUGGCUAUACAUCUUGAAAACGGUCAACGUGUAUACUUCACUGAAGAAAAUGUUCUCCAAAGAGCGUUCGAAGCUCCGAAAACGACUCUAACUGAAUUUUUUACAUUGUGUCAAAAACCUGAUGUUUUUGGCCAAUUUGCGAAGACAUUGGUGUAUGGUGAUGUUCCACGUUAUUUCACAUGGAACAAAUCCAGUAAAAAAUGGAAGCCACGGAAACAAGGAAAACCACAUCCUUCCAUUACAGGCAUAUUCAAAGCUAAGACAUUGGGGAGACUUUACACGGUACAUCCAAAGCAACUUGAAUGCUUCUAUUUACGUUUGUUAUUGGUGAAUGUUCCCGGACCAACGUCUUUUGAAUUUUUGCGAACAGUUAAUGGUCGAGUAUUCAAUACAUACCAGGAUGAAUGUCGUGAACUGCAAUUGCUAGAAGACGAUAACCAUUGGGACUUAACGCUUGCCGAUGCUGCGUUGACAUCAACACCGAAUAACAUUCGUCAGUUGUUUGCAAUUAUUUUGACGACAUGUUAUCCCUCGCAAGCACAAACUUUGUGGGAAAAAUAUAAAAAUUGUAUGACAGAAGACAUCUUGCACCGAAUGAGACAAAAAAAUCAAUGCCAAAACAUAGAUUAUACACCAGAGAUUUACAAUGAAGCAUUGGUCUUUAUCGAGGAUUUAUGUGUUCUUAUUUCAAAUUUACCGCUUAAUUAUGGUAUGCCAUCACCUAAUCGUCCAGCCACCGACUUAGUCAAUACCGAUUUGCAACGAGAAAAGCCAUAUGACCAUGGAAGUUUAGCAACAAUUAUCAUGAACAGUGAACCAUUACUGACAGCAGAACAAAAAAUUAUUCAUGAUCGGAUUAUGCUGGCUGUUGCUGCUGAACAAGGCGGUUUUUUUUUCUUGGAUGCACCCGGUGGAACCGAAGAAGAGGGUCGUGCACCACGAAGUGCUAGUUUGGGAGACACCCCCCGACUAUAUGAGGCACUAAAUCAAGAGAGUCUUCAAAACUUCGAAAACCAUCCGGAAGAGGUAGGACACUUGUCCGAACAGCUUGAAAGCACGAUGGAUGAAGCAGCCGGAGGAAUGGAUUUACCACUAGGACCGCCUAGAGGACGCUCCAGCACGCUUCCACGGUAA
Molecule: messenger RNA, 1645 nt
Organism: Drosophila santomea
Lineage: Eukaryota; Metazoa; Arthropoda; Insecta; Diptera; Drosophilidae
Exons: 3
Coding region: 161-1645 (494 amino acids)
Source: RefSeq, a predicted model, not a curated record